Molecule: messenger RNA, 4558 nt
Organism: Scophthalmus maximus (turbot)
Lineage: Eukaryota; Metazoa; Chordata; Actinopteri; Pleuronectiformes; Scophthalmidae
Gene: srfb
Product: serum response factor b
Exons: 9
Coding region: 440-2251 (603 amino acids)
Biological process (GO): positive regulation of transcription by RNA polymerase II
Molecular function (GO): DNA-binding transcription factor activity, RNA polymerase II-specific; serum response element binding; protein dimerization activity
Source: RefSeq, a predicted model, not a curated record
UGGCAAACUGCGUUUUGAAAUUAGACGUUUAUUGACAUUUUAGAUCCACACGAAGACACAUAUUGAGAUAUUCGUGUGGACAAUGGAUAUUUGAACACGAGCAGAUGGAAACGAGCGUUAUUGUCGCUUCACGGUGCGGCCUACGUGACACCGCGGAGCGACAUCGUCGGCGCUCUUCGCCUUUUCCUUUUUGAGAAAGCGCCUCGGAGUUUUGGAAAUAGAGGAGGAGGGAGAAGCAGCUGAGCCGGGCGCCAGGGUUUGGGGGUCAGCAUCACUUUCGAAAGUUUGUCUCGGUCAUUCCGCGGAGUCACCGAACCGGCGACUGGCGUCGUUUGUUUACAUUCUGUCGCCCGGGCGCGUUUGCGUUUCGUCAGUUCUUCACGACACCGCGCGCUCCAGCUCCCCGGCUGGUGUCUAGAGACUCGUUCCGGUAAAUAGAAUGUUACCGAGCCAGGUCGGAUCGGCACCAUCUGGAAACGGGUCGGCUUCGGGCAGGGCAACCACGGGACACGGUUCGGGGGUCGUCGGGAGCGGGGUCCGUCCCGUGUUGGUCCGAGCAGGGCAAGCUCUACCGGGGGUCGGCGGGAGCGCCGUCGGGCGACAGGGGGAAAGAGGCGCCAUCGGGAUGCUGGGGGCUAAUGGUCCAGGGGGUCCCAGGGGCGCACGGCCGGGGAACGGGGCCGGGGUGACCUCUCUACAGACCGCCGUCCAGGGGAACAUGCUGGGGUUGCUCGGAGCUCGCUUCGACCCGGACAGGGAAAGCGCGCCGCUGUGCAGCGGCUCGGACAACGACUCGGACUCCGCGGACGACGACGACCCCGUGGGUUCACUCGGGGACAGCCGCAGAGGGGUGAAGCGGGAGCGAGGGGAGAUGGAGGGCGCCGUGACGGGACAGGAGGUGGGAGUACCGACCGGAGGCUACGGCAUGGUGCCCGGCGGGGUCGCGGGGGCCAAGCCCGGCAAGAAGACACGUGGACGCGUAAAGAUCAAGAUGGAAUUUAUUGACAACAAGUUGAGACGCUACACGACGUUCAGCAAGAGGAAGACGGGGAUCAUGAAGAAGGCCUAUGAGCUCUCCACCCUGACGGGAACCCAGGUUCUGUUGCUUGUGGCCAGUGAAACGGGUCACGUUUACACUUUUGCCACACGCAAACUCCAGCCAAUGAUCACCAGUGAAACGGGCAAAGCCCUGAUCCAAACAUGCCUCAACUCGCCGGACUCGCCACCGCGAUCCGACCCCUCCACGGACCAGCGCAUGAGUGCCACCGGCUUCGAGGAGACGGACCUCACCUACCAGGUGUCUGAGUCGGAGAGCAUGGGCGACACAAAGCCCACUCACCAACACAUCCUGCUCUGCUGCUCAAUGGAUGCUCACAUUCGUGUGUGCUGUGAUGCUCCAGCUCACCUCCUUAAGGACACACUGAAGCCGGCAUUCACGGUAGCCAGCCUCCCAGGCUCUACCAGCCAGUCCACUGUACCCACCACCUCCACCACCAUGCAGGUGAGCAGCGGACCUUCGUUUCCCGUCACCAACUACCUGGCACCCGUCUCGGCCGGCAGCAAUAUCGGCGGCAACAGUACCGUCCUCAAGGCCGCCGGCGCCUCCACGGGGGUCAUGCAGCUGCCCAGUGGCUUCACCUUCAUGCCCGCAGGCACACCUCUCCCCCCCGGCACCCCCACCAUUCCUCUGAGCCAGCUGCAGCAGCACUCCCUGGCCCUCCAGGGGCAGCAUGGUCAGGCCCUGGCCGCCGCCCAGCAGCCCCAGCAGGGACAGCAGGCUGUCUUCCGCUUCCCUGCUGCUGUCUCCCUCGCAGGAGCAGGCAUUCCCCAGCAGCUUCAGGCGAUCCAGGUCCACAACACCCAGUCCAGCGACAACAGCUCCGAGAUCUCCCACACCUCCACAAACUCCACCGCAACGGUGAGUCUCCCAGCAACCAUCGUCACCUCGUCAAUCCCCACGUCCGUGGCGGGUCACAUGAUGUACCCGAGCUCCCACACGGUAAUGUACGCCUCCACGCCAGGGCUGACCGACGGGGGGCUAGCUGUGCUCAACGCCUUCUCCCAGGGCACCUCGGCCAUGCAGGUGUCCCACGCACAGGCUCAGGACGCAGGUGGUGUCCCUCAGGUGUUCCUCACAGCACCUCCCGGCACGGUGCAGAUCCCCGUCUCAGCGGUGCAGCUACACCCAGUACGGCAAGAUCUGCAUUUUACAAAUGGUGAUUGGUCAGCAGUCGAGCAGCAGCAGCAGUAACUUGACGGAGCUCCAGGUGGUGAACCUGGACGCAGCACAGAGCUCGAAGAGCGACUGACGGACGGCUGGAGACCCAGGAACACACACAGACAGACAUCUCUAUUUAUUGAUGCCUUCCUACGGUUUCACAUCACACUUCUGAAUGUGACUUUUCAGUAUAUAUAUAUAUAUAUAUAUAUAUACACACACACACACACACACACAAACAAUCAAGGGCAUAUGUGUGGCUGACCCUUAUACGGUAUGUUUUGGUAUAUAAAUAUAUAUAUAUUCGCAGAUGCAUAGAAAAUGUGUCACUACGCCCAUCAUCGAGCGGAACUUGUUUUUUAAUCCCGUUUGAUGGUGUCAUUUUGUGUGUGCGUGUGUUGUUUUUUCUUUGAAAAAAGUGUAAUUACGUGUACACACUGCGAGGUGCCACAGCUUCACACCAGCCAAAGAGACAUUUUGUUUGUCUGAAUGUUCCAGUGUGAGCAAUUUGUGCACAAGUGUGUGUGUGUGUGUGUGUCUGUGUGCGCGUGUGCAUAUCUGGGGUUUGUAAAUGGGCGGGGAGACUCUUGUUGACUUUGAAAAAAAAUAAAAUAAAAAAAAGAGGGAGGCAUUUGGAAAUGUACAUAAUUAUUAUUUUUUUUAAAUGAUAACCUGUAUUUUUAGCCUGGUUUAGUUUGUGCAACAGCAUGUAGUUGUUUUUUACGUAGUGUUUUUUUGUAUGUACAUGAAAACGAUUUGCAUAAAGAAAAUGAAUUAUUUACAUGAAUAUGUAAAUUAAUUUAAUAUACCAUUUAUGUUAUGCUGUUGGAAAUUUUCACUGCAAGAUGGAGAAAGAACGCUGGAUGUCUUUCUACUUUUUUUUUUCCUUCUGUUGUGACACAAUUCUCUUUACCAGCAUCAACUACCUGCAUCGCAAAAUGUAAAUCAUAAGAUAUGAAUGAUUUAGUGUAAACAUAUUCUUUGCAAGCACUGAUGGAAUCAGUUUUGCAUGCAAUGCUUCCUAACCGCUCCGUGAUCUUUCACUUUUGAGUGUAGAGAUUAUUCAGAUUCUGACAAUCUGAUGGAAUAUAAAUUCCAUUCAUAUCAAAUUUUAACCAUAAAGCUACAUCUAUAUUUUUCAUCAGCGUCCACACACAAAUGUGAACACAAUUCAUAACCAUCACAUAGCUCAGGUGACCUCAGACUGAAUUUGUUCACUCAUUGUGUGAUUUGAUUCUCUGGAUAAAAACCAGAGAGCAGAACAGGUUUUUAUGAUAUCUGAAAAAUAAUUGAACUUUUCUUAAAAAAAAAAAAUAGGUAAAAAAUAGUUAAACUGUUACACUGAUUUGCCUUCACCAAUCUGCAGAACUUUUGUUAUGUGAUAGUCUCAUGUUAAACAAGACGCCGAAUACAGACUUUGAAAUCCCACUUAAUGUUUCCUUGUAUGGAAACACUCGGCUGUUGUUCAGCUCAGUCUCGGUGCUGUAAUAUUACAACAGUAUUGACUACUUUUUAUGAGGACAAAGAUCUCGUCAUCUGGUCAAGUGACUUUAGGUGUUUCAAAAUACUUGUAUACUCCUUUAACUAGAACUGUAAGACCCUCACUGACUGCAACCUCAGUGUGAACUAGAGCAAUUAUAAAGAAUGAGUUAUUCGACUGAGAGCCGCCUUUCUGCACCGCUGUGCCUCUUUUCCAUGGCUGACUCCUAAAUCUCAGCAGGGCAAGGAAAAUGUAGGAUUUACUCCUUUUUUCCCCCCCCAGACCACCUCACAUGACUUUGGACCUGUCAUAAAACCCUCAGCUGUGCCCGUGGGGUGAGAUUUUCUUUUUUUGACUCAUUUCUACAGUUAGCCGGAUGACCUGGCAUGGCGGGCUCGGAGCCAAAGAGAGUCUGACGGAGGAUGAAGUGCCCCGUGCUGACUGCUGUUCACUUAUUCACUAGCAGAGCGAGGUCACUUUCACGCUCGAUGUUCUCCGCUCUGUUGUCGUGUCAUCCCGCGGUGCUGUUUGAACAGGGAACCGCUCAAAAUCUCCCACUUUCAUCUGGUGGUUAUUAGAAACACUUUCAAAAGGAGAUUAUUGAGCCUCGUCGUUGACAGAAAUGGAUAUUUUGUGUCUUUUUUGUUUUGUUGUACAGACAUUUUGUAAUAGUAACAAGAUGAAACAAUGGAGUGUUGAGAGAACGACCACAUAUCCUGCUGAAGACCUUUAUCUUUUUUUUUUUAUUAGGACGGAGUAUGUUAAACAAACCACAUUGUCCUGAAUGAAACCUAAGUCAAUGUAUAACAGCAGUGAUGAACUGAAGACAGCUGAUGAGGAAUAAAUGAACAGUGCAGUGA